GGAGAGAGAGGAAGAGAGGGAGGAAGUGAGAGCAGGAGGGAGGGAGUGAGAGAGGGAAGAAGAGAGAGAGGGUGGAAGGCAGUGAGAGUAGGAGGGACGGAGGAAGAGAGAUAGGGAAGGAGCGAGAGAGGAAGGAAGAGAGAGAUAUAGGGAGGGAGUGAGAGCAAGGGAGUGAGAUAGUGAGGGACACUGAGGGCAAAAUAUAGUGAGGGAAUGUGAUAGCGAAGGAAGGAGACAGUUAGGGAAUGUGACCUAGUCAGGGAGAUAGUGGAGAAGGGAAGUCCAGGCAUGGAAUGAGGAAGAAAGAGUAAGAUCAUGAGCAAACAUGAGAAGGAGGGAUAUAGUGAUUGAUGCAGUGUGAGUCAGUCAGGGAAUGAAGAACAAAGUGUAACAAGGAAGGAGAUAGAAAAAGAGAGAACAGCGAAGCUGAGACUGCUGAGUGGCCCUUUCCAUUCUUUGGCCAUUAACCCCGGUCCAAGACAAGCCUUGGUCAGGACAAGGGGUGGAGAUGGACAAUGCAGACUCUCUGUCUCUCAGGUGGGUGAAAGGUUACACAACACAGAAGGUGCUUUUUGUGAACAAUAACACAAUAUGCUACGUGUGUGGGAACUUUUUGGUCUUCGUGGACGUAGACACUCGACAGGAGAAGGUGCUGCAGUGUGAGACCGGGAGUAUUGGAGUUUUCACGACCAACAGUGCCAAAAGUAUUGUUGCCUUUGCUGAGCAACGGUUAAAGCCAUUCAUAAAUCUGUACAGCUUUCCUGAACUAACCAAGACUUCUGUCCUCAAGGAUGGGGCUGAGUUAGAGUAUACACUUCUGGAGUUCAGCUAUUCAGACUUCUACUUUGCUACCUUCUCCUCGCUCCCAGAAUUCAAUCUAACCAUCUGGAACUGGAAAACAAACGUUCGUCUUUGUAGUGAGUCUCUCUUAGGCAUGAAACCUACUAUUCUGAGCUUUAACCCUAUGAACCAGCUCCAAUUGUGUCUGGCCAAUGAGGAAUGCCUGUUACUGUGGAAUAUUGAACGAUGUGAUGACCUUCACUUAUUAAAGCGCAUAGAUGUAGAGCUCCCUGCAGAAGAUGGAUCUCAAGCAUUUUUAGAUGAUGUUGGGAUUGGUCCUGACAGCAGUGCUUUGACUUACUAUGGCCCAAAGAUGUUAAUAUCAGCCCAGGCAGGUCUUGUCGGAAACAUGGCCAAUACAUUUGUGCCACAGGAACUACAGAAAACUUUGAUUAAGCCUGUGUCUGUGUGCUGGACCUCAAAUUCCGAUUUAUAUGUUGGCUGUAAAACAGGACACCUUUUACUUGUAGAUGCUGACUUGCAGAGAACUGUUGUAUUGGACACACCAUCCGGUGAACAAUUGUCCCCAGGCAGUUUCAGAAAUGCGUCAUCCAAGAUUAUGAUGAGUGUCCAUCCAGAACUAAAGCAAUGUGAAGUGAAUACCCUCGCGCUCAACAAAAAGGGACUGUAUACGGCAGGAUUGAAUGGAAUCCUCUACUGUAUCAAGAUGACACCCCACAAAGUGGAGAUUGAGGAAUGCUUGUCAGCAGGAUCGCCAAUUAGGAACAUCGAAUUCUCAGUAGAUUAUGAAUCACUGCUUGUUGCUACAGAAGAGGGUUCAAUACAUAUUUACAAGCCAUCUAAGCCGAACAAGAUGACCACAAUCUUAGACAUACACAGUGGGGACUAUGUAUCAGCAGCUCUGCUAGGGACAGGGAAACAGUACUGUGUGUCGGCAAGAAUACUGGGUGCUGUGCAGGUGUGGUCUGUUGCAGAUGGGAAACUCAUCAGUACCCUUAUCCUUCCAGUAAAGAUCACUGUUAUGGCGAGCUGUCCUUCCUCCAACUAUGUUGCUCUGGGCACUGAAACUGGUCAUGUCUAUUUCAUAAAUCUGGCAAAAGUGGAGACCCCUCACCUGGUUUACCAACUCCAUCUCCAUAAAAUGCCGAUUCAGUGUUUAGCAUAUGACCAUGGGGGCCAGUACCUUAUGGCUGGAUGCUCUGAUGGGCAUAUGUUCAUUGUAAAUGCUAAACCGUCCAAGCAGUUUAAAGUCAUCGGAUAUACAGAGAUAAAAAGUGAAAUUAUGGAAUGUUCACUUGCAUUUCACAUGUCAAAGAAAAUUGUGAAUUGCCUGAUACUGGCAUGCCAGGCUGGAGAUGACAAAUCAUAUGGAGCCACUCAGCUGAUCAGAUUGGAUCUUGCUGGAGAUCUAAUUUCAGGUUCUUCUACAUCUGUUGAUCACCGUGGAAUGAUGAAUGAUGUUGCUAUUUGGAAACAACACUGUCAAACCGAGUUGCCUCUGACGUCUGCAGUCCUGAACACCGACCAACAUGUCUAUGGGUACUGCACUCUGACAAGGACCAUCUAUAAAUACAAGAUCACCAGGGGCCUGUCAAGUGAUACAUUUAACCUGAUCACUCAGGCUAAGGUUGAAGGCCACCAGCUAGGACCAGGAUUCCUCUAUCUCUCUGCAAAUCAGCAGUGCUUGGCAUCUGUGGCCAGGGAUGGAUUCAUUCAGUUAAGAGAUGCCAACAACCUGGGAUUGCACUUUGAAACUCAGUGUCACUCUUAUCGUUUGGGAGGAGUCAAAUCUAUCACAUUGUCAUUGGACUGUCGAACUGUUCUUACAACUGGCGUCCAAGAUGGUACCAUAGUGUGUAACACUGAAAGGUUUGACCCAGCAGGGUCAGAACGGAACAAGGCAGUGCUGGAUUACAAUCGCUCAAUGACCUCAAUGCUAGAUCAGAGCUGUGUGGCCGAGGACAAAGCCCUGAUAGUGUUGGAACAGCAAAGAGAGAGCAUGAAGGACAAGCUGGAUGUUGCAACAGAUAUUUCCUAUCUCUCACCUGGAACCUCCACACACUCCACUGGCACCUACAGCACGCCAAGUAUCAGCAGAUCCAAGAGCUACCAAAAGCUGGAUGACAGUAGAUUCCCCGAAUCAACUUGGCUGGAAACAAAGAUGGCAGAAGCAGUUGAAAAGGACAAUCGCAAGCAUAUGGAUGCCAAAGCUAAGCUAAAACAAGGAAUCAAAAAGCUUCGUACAACGAUAAAGAGGAUGAUGCUUGAAAAUGAGAGUGUGCCUGAGAUUGAACGAUUAGAGCACCAUGAGUUUAACCUUGACCUGAAGGAACAGAAGAGGCUGCAUUUAGAGGGAAAGGAAAAAGUGGCCAAGGUUCGUGAGACAAUUGAGAUGGAAAACCUAGCCAACCAAUACCUGCGUGAAGUGAUUAAAAAAGAAUGCUGGGACAACAUGGCUGUGAAAGGACGAACACUGGAGGCUUUCUUUUCAGGGCUGGCAGUGUCUAAUUUCCCAAUGAGGGAGCGCAGCACUGAUGAGCUGGAGCUUCUCAAAAAGAUCAUGCAACAGAGAACAAUUGAAUUGAUUGACCUGAAGGCUCGAAAAGACAUUGUUGAGACACCACCUAAAAAAGAAGAGAAGGAAGAUGAGGAAGCUGAGGAUGAAGAAUCAAAAGAGGAAGAGAGUGCAGCAUUGAAAGGCAGCCUGACCUGCCAGUAUGGUGUGAUAAAUGAUCACUUGUAUAAACAAAUAGAGCUGCACACAAAGGAUGAGAAGAUUAAUCAGAUCAUCCUGUUACAGGAUGUGAUUUACAACAUAAAAACCGCUUUCAACAAGGAGUUUGACGCAACCUACAAACAAAAAGAGGUGGAGAUGGCUCGAGUGAAGGACCGAACUGUGAGGAUUAUGGAAAUCAUGCAGCAACUGGACAUGGAUGAAGAGGUCUGGCUGCCCACAAUGAGCAACAAGGAGUUGCCUGAGCGAGAGUUUGAAGUCCAGGAUUCUGAGGUUGCAGCAGAACGCUACCUUACCCCAGAGCAAAAACGUAAGAUGGAGGAAGAGUAUAAAGCUGAACAGCUACGGCUACUAGCUGCCAAGGCUGACAACUGGAGGGAACGUGCACUGAAAGACAUGAUGGGAGGUGUCCUGGAAACCAAGAAGUCGGACAUUCUGAAAAUGGAAAUUCCUGUACCGUAUUUCAUGGACAAACCCGAAUAUGAAUGGACUGAGGAGCAGGUCAAACAAGCUAAAGAAUAUGCCAUCAAAGAGCAGGAAUUAAAUGAAGAGAAGGACAAGUAUCGUAAGACACUGGAGUCUGAGCUGAAGAAAUUACAGAGUUCAAUUGCAGAAAGCAGAAGCAAUUUUGAUGAUAUUAUGAACAAACUGUUUGAAAAAAAAGUGAGAACUGAAAUGAUCAUCUACCAGGAGGAGCUGAAGAUUUGCAAUCUGGUCUUCUCAUUGAGGAUAGAGGAAGAGAUACGAUACAGAGAUGCUCAACUUAAUUACAUACUCGAAGAGCAGAAGGAUUUCAUGGCUGUAAAGUCUCAGAUGACACAGAACGUGAAAGUGAUGGUGGACCGAUUCCGAGAGAGCUAUGAUGACCUGGUGGCUGAAGACAGACUCCUGGAUCGUGGAUUCAGGAGGGAGUUCUCUGAUGUCUCUGCUGGAAUGGUUGACCAACUUUAUAAAUUAUACAAACGCAGACCCAAGGUACAAACACAAAGGAUCCAAGUGGCAACAGCCAACCCUUUUGAGGACCAAUCGCAGUUAGUCAAAGACAGCCAUGCCAGUUUUCUGACUGCCAUGGUGGAUUUAGAUUCGCUUGAUUUCAAACCUGAGAACCUGGACCCUGCCGUGUGGAAUCGGUUCUGUGAAAGUAGGAGGAAAAAAAUAGAGAGUGAACAUCAGGUGAAACAGAAGGCUGCGACUCUGGCAGAGAUGCAGAUGUUCCUUCAAAGGAGGAUGGAGGAGGAUGAAAAUAAUGCACAAAUCAUCAACAAUUUGAUCCAGGAACUCAACAACAGUCUGCGUGAAAUAAAGUCACAGUUCCAGCUGAAUCUGAUGGUGCAGCUCGUGUUGAAACAAGGCCAAGUGGAGGUGAUGAACAGUGACUUCAUCCCUGACUAUUCCAAUUCCAUCUUCCUGCAUAAAGGUGUCGUGGAGGAUCUGAACAGCACUAUUCAGUUAUUAGGAGAAAAGAAAGUGGCCAGUAUGGUUGAACGCAAGGACUUCAGGAAAAAAAUUGUUCAGGUGGAGUGGGAAUGCCAGAAGAUGCUAAUGCAAAUGGAUGACUUGCAUAACAAGAUCCGAGACAUCCUGAAAUUGAAGAUCAGCAAACAGGCUCAGAUGUAUCUAAGGGAGGCGAAUUAUGAGUCUCAAAUCAAUGCAUACAUUAUGGGAAUGGAACGUUCAGUUCAAGGCCAGGAGAAGUUCCACAGCAAGGUUCUCAAAAAGAAACAGGAUGCUAUCAAAGAGCUGGAGAAGCAGAUUGCACAGCUGAAACAGGAGAUGAAUGGGAUAGAUCGCCACUUGAAAGAACAACAUAUUUCUGUCAGUGAGAGGCAAAAUAUCCAAGAGAUGACCACACCAGAUGAAUCCGAAGAAGACAGUCACAAUCGUUUCAGGGACUUGAUGCAGCGCAACCGUCUGAUGGAACUGAGUCGAUCCCAGGCCGAAGAUAUUGUUAUCCUGAGAAACGAGUUGGAAAGACAACGCAUGAAAAGCUUUCCAAUCCUGGUGGAAACAGAGCAAUACCCCUACAUUUAAAGCCAUUGGUUUGGAAUAAGAUAAAUAGCAAAGAGUUAAAUAUGUAGUUUUUCCAUGAGACUUUAAUGUAGAAAACACAAUCGUUUGGCUGGAUUAAUUUAAAAUGUGUAUUCAUAAAAAAUAGAUGUUUUUUUCUCAGUGUUCAGCUGUCUCUAAAUGUUAGCAUAGAAGUAGUACUUGAAUUAUUCCACUUGUUUACUGAACCAUACCACAAGAAACAGUAAUAUAAAAACCACAGCCUGGAUUAUAUUGAAAUGUUCUGAAACAUUAACUUCCCUUUCCACACAGUUCUCAACCCGCUGUAUAUUUCCAGUAUUUAUCUUUGUUUCAGGUUUGCAAAAAUUGCAACAUUUUGCUCUGGUUUGGAAUAGAUUACAAAUCUUUUUACUUUGCCUUUAUUCCUCCUUUGCCGUCAAUACCCACUUCCUCUUCUCAAAGCAUUCGCACUUUUUUUUUGCAUGUUUAUCGUUCCAUCCUUGGCAGGAUAAAAGAAUUAGUCCAGGGAGCAAGGUGACAGAAAGGAAUGAGCAAGGCUCCACCAGCUUCACUGUUUAAUGACAAAUUACAGUAGCAUUAAUGAUGGCUGCAGACAGAGUGGAUCAGCCCAUGGUGUUGUAUCCU
Messenger RNA from Stegostoma tigrinum, 6187 nucleotides. RefSeq names its product cilia and flagella associated protein 43 (gene cfap43). Gene Ontology annotation, molecular function: protein binding. The record is from RefSeq and is a predicted model, not a curated record. NCBI's taxonomy places the organism in Eukaryota, Metazoa, Chordata, Chondrichthyes, Orectolobiformes, Stegostomatidae. Bases 509 to 5566 code for a protein of 1685 amino acids. The transcript is spliced from 38 exons. Gene Ontology annotation, biological process: sperm axoneme assembly; cilium assembly. Gene Ontology annotation, cellular component: axoneme.